This is a messenger RNA of Penicillium pulvis, 2037 nucleotides long. It is a transcript of the gene agd3, whose product is annotated as putative extracellular serine-rich protein. Bases 1 to 2037 code for a protein of 678 amino acids. The record is from RefSeq and is a predicted model, not a curated record. The transcript has 2 exons. Lineage: Eukaryota; Fungi; Ascomycota; Eurotiomycetes; Eurotiales; Aspergillaceae.
AUGACUUCAGUCUCAUGUGGUACUACCACGACGCCCAGUGGUCAGGCCACUGUCGCGGGUAACAUCUUGGUGAUUGCUAGAGACUCCACGUCUUUAGUACCUGCCACCGAUGGUCUCAAUGGUUACGGAAUCCCUUACACCACUCUUGUGGUGCCAUCAACCGGUGCUGAUCUGCCUAGCCUCAACAAUACCAAUGGAGGUCUCUUCGGAGGUAUCGUUGUGGCUUCAGGAAUUAGCUAUGACUAUGGUGAUGCCGGCUGGGCAAGUGCCCUGACCAGCGACCAAUGGGAUACACUAUAUGCCUAUCAGCUCGAGUAUGGCGUCCGUAUGGUUCAAUACGAUGUCUACCCUGGCUCGGACUAUGGAACCGCUAUUGUUGGCUCCGGAUGCUGCGAUAGCGGCGUCGAACAGGACUUCUACUUUACCGAUAUCACCGACUUCCCUACUUCUGGACUGCGCACUGGCUCUGCUGCUGGUGUGAGCACUGAAGGUCUUUACCACUACUCUGCUUCUAUUCUUGACACCAAUAACACCAAGUCAAUUGCUUCAUUUGCUGCAAACUCGGUCGUCGACACUGUAACCACUGCUGCUGUUAUCAAUGAUUUCGACGGCCGUGAGCAAAUGGUAUUCCACAUGUCUCUUGAUCCUAGCUGGAGUGCCACUUCGGCGUUUGUCCAGCACGCCUGGAUCACCUGGAUGACUCGCGGUCUUCAUGCUGGAUGGCGUCGUGUCAACAUCAACACCCAGAUUGAUGAUAUGAUGUUGACCACCAACCUCUACGAGCCUGCUGGUGAUACCUUCCGUAUUACCACUACUGAUAUGGACAACAUUCUUGCCUGGAUUCCCCUUAUCAAUGCCAAGAUGAACGCCGGUAGCACAUACUUCCCUGAAGUUGGCUUCAAUGGCAACGGAAACAUCGACCGCUCUGCCAACAUUGAUGAUGGCUGGGCUAUCUGCAGUGGGGGUGGUGUCUACUACACUGCUGCUGCGGCCACGACUGCUGAGUGGCAGAAGCCUCUGGGAACUGGUACUGACCAGUGGCCCGCUACCCCUACCGCCUAUGACUGGACCACCAACUGCACUAGCCGUGAUCCUCUUCUGCUCUGGUGGCAAGCCAACCUGAACAGCUUCGCCCAUCUCUCCCACACUUUCACCCACGAGGCUGAGAACAACGCUACCUAUGCCGAUAUCAACAAGGAGAUCAGCUUCAACCAGGCCUGGUUGAAGCAGGUCGGAAUCGAUCAGGCUACCUACUUCACUGCCAAUGGUAUUAUUCCCCCGGCUAUUACCGGUCUCCACAACGGUGAUGCCCUUCAGGCCUGGUGGGAUAACGGCAUCAAGAACUGUGUCGGUGACAACACUCGCUCAGCCCUGCUCAAUUCCGAAAACAACAUGUGGCCUUACUUUACCGUAAAGUCUACCAAUGGCUUCGAUGGCAUGCAAGUCAACCCUCGCUGGGCCACUCGUAUCUACUACGACUGCUGCACCCCUGCCUGUACCCUGGACGAGUGGAUCAACACCUCGUCUGGCUCUGGCGAUUUCGAUAACCUCAUGGCCAACGAGAAGGCUGAUACCAUCCGCCACUUCCUCAGCCUUGCCCACGAUCCGUACAUGUUCCACCAGGGCAACCUCCGCAACGCUGAUACCGAUCCUAUCACUGUUAAUGGAGUCUCUUACCAGUACUCUCUCUUCCAGGUCUGGGUUGAGACUGUUGUGCAGGAGUUCGUCCGUCUGGUUGACUGGCCCCUCGUGACUAUCAAGCACGCUGAUAUGUCCGCUGGCUUCUUGGCUCGCUACACUCGCGAUGCCUGUGAUUACGCCAUGAGCUACACCAUUGAGGACGAUGAGAUCAUUUCGAUCACCGUCUCGGCUACUGAUAACACUUGCAGUGCGCCAAUCCCGAUUACUUUCCCUGUGGCGCCUACCUCCACCAAGAGUUACGCCACUGAGCAGCUGGGCAGUGACCCUCUGACCGUCUGGGUUGAUCUUACCGGCACUGCCGUUUCCUUCACCCUUUCCACCCCUAUUCCCCUGUAA